Molecule: messenger RNA, 522 nt
Organism: Iphiclides podalirius (scarce swallowtail)
Lineage: Eukaryota; Metazoa; Arthropoda; Insecta; Lepidoptera; Papilionidae
Source: the annotation of a GenBank genome assembly
AUGGCUUUUAAAAGUGCUAUUUCUUUAGAGACUCUAUACCCGAAGAGUUCCCUUAAGCUCACAACCCCUUCUUUUACACCAGAUCCUAAAGAAAAGUUUUCUGGAUUUAUUCCAAUAGAGAAGUUGGACAUUACAUAUAGUGCCAGCUCUGGACCAGGUGGACAAAAUGUUAACAAGGUGCACACUAAAGUAGAUCUAAGGUUCAAGUUAAGCGAAGCAGAUUGGUUGCAUCCUGAAAUAAGAGAGAAAAUGAUUGAACUGCAUGGAAGGAAGCUAACUAAGGAAGGCUUUAUGAUCAUACGGUCUGAUGUAACUCGAUCGCAGCAGUUGAAUCUAGCAGACUGUCUGCAGAAGUUGCGCAAUUUGAUAAGAGAUGCUGCUGUCACUCAGCGCCAACCCUCGCCUGAGACACAAGAGAUGAUCCGUCAGAGGCAUCUGAAAGCGGCCCGGCUCCGCGUGGCCGUGAAACGGGAGGAUUCCAUAAAACGCGAGAUGAAGCGGCCCCCCACUGUUGUAGAUUUA